UUACUACAACAACCAACAAGCAACCGCCCGCUCGGAGCCACUGCGCAGGCGCCCGCCACCCGGCGCUGACAACGCUCCGCUUUGGUCGCAGACAAAUGUCGUCACCGCCGCUCAGCGCGGUCGCAGAGCCCUGCCUUCAGCGGCGCAGGAGAGGGGUUUGGCUUCUUUUUUUCGCUUUCUUUUCCUCCGCCCCUACAGGGUUGGCUCCAGACCCUGAGUCCUUACGCCACUCUCAACAGGCGAAUUCAAUGCGUGAGCGGCGUACCCAGGUUAAGGCUCGGACAGCGGCAACCGCUGAUUGGCAGUAAAGGGGGUUCACUCCCCAUCUCCUGCUCGGCGCAGAGCUGGCACAGCCAAUCAAAGCGAGAACUGAUGGAAACGACCCAAUCCGGGAGCCAGGCUGAGGGUGGGGGCGAGGACAAAUGGCUCAGCUGGACUCCAGGCUGGAGCUGUCCUGGGGGAUCUUCUUUGCUGCUGCUGCUGCUGCUGUUGCUGUCCUGGGAGUCCGGUCGCCAGUCAGAAAGCCCUCUCAGAGUUGAGGAGAGUCAUGAGCCGUUUCCUGAAUGUGUUGCGAAGCUGGCUGGUUAUGGUGGCCAUCAUAGCCAUGGGGAACACGCUGCAGAGCUUCCGAGACCACACCUUUCUCUAUGAAAAGCUCUACACUGGCAAGCCAGACCUCGUGAAUGGCCUCCAAGCUCGGACCUUUGGGAUCUGGACACUGCUCUCAUCAGUGAUUCGCUGCCUCUGUGCCAUCGACAUCCACAACAAGACGCUCUACCACAUCACACUCUGGACCUUCCUUCUCGCCCUGGGGCAUUUCCUCUCUGAGCUGUUUGUAUAUGGGACAGCAGCUCCCACGGUUGGCGUCCUGGCACCCCUGAUGGUGGCAAGUUUCUCUGUCCUGGGCAUGCUGGUUGGGCUCCAGUACCUGGAAGCAGAACCAGUAUCGAGACAGAAGAAGAGAAAUUGAGGCCAAUACCACCACCUCCGCGACUUCAUCGUCUUCCACCUUUUGCUGUCCUCUUCCUUUAUUUUCUUUGCUCUUCAAUUUUUUCUUUUCUGAUCCAUUAGCCUGUUUAUCCACUUCUAGCCUUUUAAGUUUUUUUCUACAUUUUGAAAAAUUUUAAGAUAUAACAUACACACAAAAAAAGUGCAUAACAUGUAUGUACAAUUCAAAGAAAAAUUUUAAAGUGAACCCUGUAACUCCAGGUCAGGAAAUUGCCAGCAUCUCAGAAGCCCACUGUGCAACCUUCCCCCACCCUUAUAGUUGCAACCUCUUCCAGGCUCCCUUCCAGCCUUCUGCUUUUUCCCUUUCAUUUUUGUCCCUUGAUUUGCUUGGGUGGUGGGAACAUGUGAAUGGGGAAAUUUAAAGCUGCUGCCUCUCCCAGAGCAGCUGCCACCAAGGGCUGCUUCAAGACGUCGUCCUCCCAGAGUGGGCUCCUCUCUGUGCUGGACUCAAGGCUCUGCCCCAUCUGAGGGACAGGCAGCUCUUCUAAGAAGGGCUUCCCUGAGAGUAAGCAGGCCCAUGGCUCUCCUUAUCUACAGGUGGACCAGGGUCAGAAGACUCUGUUUUUAGACCUUCUGGUCAGCUGUAUUUGUGUAACAAAUUUUGUAAUAAAUAGAAAAACCCUCUGAUCAGUCCUUGUACUUUCACCUCCCCUAAGAAGAGAGCACCGCUGCCUCCUCUGAGCCCUAGGAGACUCACAGCUUUCUACUGAUUAAGUACACCAGAGUGAAUAGAACAGCUCGAGACCCAGGCAGACCUGGCUGCCUCCAGCUCCUUAUUGUCACUCGCUCAUUUCUCUCGUAUUCUUGAAGUCAUAUCUUUCUCCUCCCUGCCCACCUUCAAGACUCUAAGUUCACAACUGAACAGCUGGGACUUUUCACAUUUUCUUCUUGGGAAGAAACAGAUUCUUGUGAAAGCAGAGGCAGAGCACUGAACCAGGCAGGACAGAAGAAACAGCUACAUGUCCAUGAAAAGGGGAUAACUAAGCCCCAAGGAUAAUGCAUGAGUCAACAGUUGCCCUACAGACUCUACCCUGAGGGCCUUCACACUGGCUGAGCCCUCACACACAGCCUCUAGACUCAAGAGUUCAUCACUGCCACAAAUAUUUACUGCACAUUCACUCCAUGUCAGACACUUGGGAUAGAGGAGUGAAUGACACAAGCAAUGUCCCUGCUCCUGUGAACCUUACAUUAUAGUCAAGGAAACACAACCAAUGAGUCACUACAUGAUAGAAGAACUUCAGAUAGUGAUGAGAACCCUAAAGAAAACAAGGUAUUGUGAUCAAGAUGGGGGUACAUAAUUUAGGUUGAGUCAUCAGGAAAGGCCCCACUGAGGAGGUGGAAUGCGAGCCGAAACCUGAAUGCCCAGGAGUCAGCUGUCCUAAGAUACGAGGCAAGCACUUCAGGCAGAAGGAGCAGCAACUGGAAGGUCUUCAAGGAGCAGACAUAAGAUCAGUGUAACUGCAUAGUGUGGUAAAGAGUUGGUAAAUGAAAGGUAGGCGAUAAGGUCAGAAAGGGAGGCAGGGACCAUGUAAGGCCAUGGAAGAAAGCUUGGAGUUUAUACUUGAAUGCAUUGGGAAUUCUGUAUCAGUUAAGGCUUUUUAGAUGAAAGGAACAAAAUGUACCUUACACUUCCUUAAACAAUGAUAACAUUGGCGUACGUAACUGUAAAGUUAAAAGGAUCGUAGGCUUCAGGAAUGGUUCGAUCAGGGCUUCAGCUCCAAUUCGCUGCCAGUUCUUUUGCCUCUGCCCUCCUCUCUCUGUUGGCUUCAUCCUCGUACUGGCUUCCCUCAUGGUGCUGAAAGCAGUUGCAGGAAUUCCAGGCCUCACAGCCCCACAACGCUACAUCUGGAAAAAUAGUUCAGUGGUAGGAACUGUCUUUUCCUCAUUCACCAAUUAUUGUAAGGAGACGCUAAUAAUAGCAAUGAUCUACAGAGAGUUAACAUUUCAAUGUAGAUCCACCUGAUGUCACUUAAGAAAAAAAGAGUAAAUGAAAACAUAAAAUGAUUUGAAUGUUCUAAGCAUAUGUCAUAGAAGUGUGAUUGCAAAUAAGUAAAGGCAAGAUCUCAAAGGAUAAAGUAGGUAAAAUAUGUAGCAGACACUUGAAAUAUUAGUUGUGUUCAUAGCCCAGGCUUGGCUCCCUUCCCAGGUGACUUAAGGUGAUUUAAAGUAGAAGCAUAAUGUCUCUCUCUCCAGCUAAGAAUUGCUAGCAAAUAUGGUGCCAGCAUACUACAGACAUGGUGCAUCUCUCUUGGGAGGAAAUGUAUAGAAAGCUGAUAGCAGCAACACAACCAAGUAACAGCUAUAAGGUGAACGUGAUUGGGAAGGGAGGAGUGGCAGUAAGUAGGACAGACUGGAAGAAAAACAGUAAAACAGAAGUGCAGAUGCUGGGCUCGAGCUAUGGGACUUUGGCCAGACCAAGCUAGUGCGUGGCUGGUGUGAUCGUAGAACAAACACUUCAGCCCACUCGUGAGGCAGAGUCAGAAACAACAGUGGGCUCUCGUCGGCAGUCACAUGCUGGUAAACUAUCCACAUGUGUACGCAGUAUGGAAACAGGUCAGGGCCACACGUUGGGCAUGAAGUUGCAGUUCUCCAUGUAGGCAGACUAACUUUCACAACCUUGUCUUUAAAAAAAAUCACGCACCAGGGGACCACGGUCUCAGGAAACAUCUAGCUCAACUGGCAUAAAGAAAAUGUUCUACAUCCUACUUUGGUGAGUUGCA
Molecule: messenger RNA, 3728 nt
Organism: Trichechus manatus latirostris (Florida manatee)
Lineage: Eukaryota; Metazoa; Chordata; Mammalia; Sirenia; Trichechidae
Gene: ERG28
Product: ergosterol biosynthesis 28 homolog
Exons: 5
Coding region: 548-970 (140 amino acids)
Cellular component (GO): endoplasmic reticulum; membrane
Molecular function (GO): protein-macromolecule adaptor activity
Source: RefSeq, a predicted model, not a curated record